AUGAAUAAUUUUCAAACAGUGAAGAAACCAACCGUUAGCUCGUCAUUCUAUGAUAGUUAUACGGAAAAACCGGUGAAAUGGUACGAAAUCGUCGAUGCCUAUCGACAAUACACAGAGACGUAUUUGCCAUUGCGUUUAGAAAACUAUCCUCGAGAGUUGUGGGAAAAUUUCAAGAAAUUUUUCAAAGUGCGCGAAACCGAUGAUAUCGACGAUGAUCCAGUUAAUGAAGUGGAACAAACGCGUGCUGAUGGAAAUAUAAUCAAAUUAACCGAAUAUGAUUUAUCCAACGAUAAAUACGAUCCAAGAAUAUCCAAUGCUGUCCGAACACAUACAGAGAAGAACAAAGUUAUCGAAAAACCUCCCUCGCGCUCAGUCAAAGCCGAAGCACCAGUUCGACCGCCGCCAGUUCGGUCUCCGAGUAGUUCACGUCGUCACGGGCAUUCCAACAAAGUCGGACCUGACCAUUACGAUUGUCCGGAAUGUGCUGCUCUAGCUGCGCGAAGCUUUCCAACAAUGUGCGAUUGCAAUGAAUGCCGAGCUAAACGUUCCAGCAACCCAACUAGUAUUCCCUACUGUGAUUGUCGUGUAUGUCGAAACACCAAGCGUGUUUGA
Adineta ricciae is the source of this 612-nucleotide messenger RNA. Lineage: Eukaryota; Metazoa; Rotifera; Eurotatoria; Adinetida; Adinetidae. The record is from the annotation of a GenBank genome assembly.